GUGGGGACGUGUCUCUAGCGGCGCGGCUGGGGUUGGGUUGCUGCUGGGCGCCGGUAAGUGUCCAGCUGCUGGGUGGUCGCCUGCAGCUUGCGGAGCUCGCCAUGGCAGGCGUGGCGGAACAGCUGCGGAGGCGCAUUCGGGAGCUGGAGGACAGGCUGGCCCGGGAGACAGGAGGCGGCGGCGGCGGGGGGCAAACCCAGCGGGCGCGGAUCGAGAGGAUGAGCCCGGAGGUGACAGACUCCAAUCCGUACAGUCGCCUCAUGGCACUGAAAAGAAUGGGAAUUGUGAAAGAUUAUGAGAAAAUCCGUACCUUUGCAGUAGCAGUAGUAGGUGUGGGUGGAGUUGGCAGUGUAACUGCUGAAAUGUUGACAAGAUGUGGCAUUGGUAAGCUACUCCUGUUUGAUUAUGAUAAGGUGGAGCUGGCAAAUAUGAACAGGCUCUUUUUCCAACCCCAUCAGGCUGGGCUAAGUAAAGUACAAGCAGCAGAGCACACCUUGAGGAAGAUCAAUCCUGAUGUCCAGUUUGAAGUACAUAACUACAAUAUCACAACAGUGGAGAACUUUCAACACUUUAUGGAUAGGAUAAGCAAUGGUGGAUUAGAAGAUGGGAAACCUGUUGAUCUUAUAUUGAGCUGUGUGGAUAAUUUUGAAGCUCGCAUGGCAAUUAAUACAGCCUGUAAUGAACUUGGACAGAUAUGGAUGGAAUCUGGAGUGAGUGAGAAUGCCGUCUCUGGUCAUAUCCAACUUAUCAUACCUGGUGAAUCUGCUUGUUUUGCGUGUGCACCUCCUCUUGUUGUAGCAGCAAAUAUAGAUGAGAAGACCCUAAAGCGGGAGGGAGUUUGUGCUGCCAGUCUUCCCACCACUAUGGGAGUGGUUGCAGGCCUUCUUGUACAAAAUGUCCUUAAAUACCUAUUAAAUUUUGGCAAUGUGAGCUUUUACCUUGGAUACAAUGCGAUGCAGGAUUUUUUCCCGACCAUGGCAAUGAAGCCAAACCCACAGUGUGAUGAUCGAAACUGCAGAAAGCAGCAAGAAGAGUACAAGAAAAAAACAGCAGCAAAUCCAAAAGAAGUCGUCUGUGUAGAAGAAGAAGAAAUAGUACAUGAAGAUAAUGACUGGGGUAUAGAGCUGGUUUCAGAAGUUUCAGAAGAAGAGUUGAAAGCUGCUUCUGGUCCAGCUCCUGAUCUUCCGGAAGGAAUCACAUUGGCAUACACAAUACCAGUCAAGGAAGAGAAGUCUAUAGAUGAAGCACCUGUCACAGAUUCAGAGGAGAGUCUAGAAGAACUGAUGGCUAAGAUGAAGAGCAUGUGAUACAUUACAGACAUUAGUAGUUUAUACUGUAGUCCAAACACUUGAAGAUGAGUUAUGUAACCUGUUUGCUCUUACAACAUGAAUUUGAUCAUCUACUUAUUACUACUUAUUAAUAAUGUGACUUAAAAUGAUUGCAAACUUAGACUUUCAAGAAGAUGAGGGUCCAUGUUUCCAAUGAAACCUAAGGUAACAAGAAGACCAAUUCGGAAAAACAUAGCAGCCUUUUUAGACCACUUUAAAUGUGGACAAGUUUACUGAAGUGAAUGUUGUCUGGUAGUGCUACCAAUCAAGAAAGGCAGAAUUUUUAAAGAUGUCUGUUAGGAAAAGGAAAUUCUUCAAUAUUUGCUGUCGCCUUAAAUGUCAUCUUUAAUGUGCCAUCAUUAUUACUUGAAGAGUGUCAUACUGGCCUGUUCUUUGUCCAAACAGCUGUUUUGAGUAUACUUUGGUCGUUUUUAGCAAGCUACUCAUUUCUGUGUAUUUGGUGGACACUCCUUAUGUGUUUCUUGGUUUGAGAAUCAACAUUAUCAUGAUAUAGUUUGACAUGAGAUGAAAAACAGCAUGUAGUAAAAGCCAGAGCACUCUGCUACACUGGAGCUGAGCAGUAACAAAAAUCAUCCCCAUGGCAGCUCUUCAGAGCAGAAAAAAAAUUUUUUUUUACCAAGUUCGGUUAUCUGCCUGCAAGAUUACUUCUGAAUAAGUGUAUUGCCAUCUCUGUGUUGUGACAGUGAUCUAACCCAAAUGCUGUUGUUUGCUUACUCAACAUGUUUAAACUAUACAUUAUCAUGCAUGCAGCAAGUAUCAUUAUGAAAAGCUCCAAAAUGUCUCCAGUGAUUCCCUAAAUUGUCCAGGGUCAUGUGAUAUCCAAGCAGAGGCAUAAAGAAAGGUCAUAGGGCAAACUUGGAGAUAUCAAGACCCUUAAGAAAAGGACGUGUUUUGAUACUACAAGCAACUCCCUUUUCUGGCUUCCUUCUCUUAAAUUUUAAACAACUUUUGUUACUUUAGUAGUAUUUAUUUGUAUGUUUCGUUUUGAAUACAUACUUGAUAAAUUGGCCAUAAGCUGAAACAGAGAAGCAUGCUUAGAAUUAAUGGUAUUAAGUGUAUUUAACAAUUUUGUAUUGUGACUUUUUUGCCCACUUCCAAUAAACUAAGCUAUGUGGGCUGGAAGGAUGUUUUUAUAGCUGUUUGUAGACAUAUGCUGGGUGUUAAAGGAUGUAAAGUGACACUGAUGCUUAAAACUGUUGUGAGCCCUAAAUGAAAGCAAUUGGCAGUGAAUUACAUAUGUAAACAUCUGGAGCAGUACAAGAUUAGUUAAAGCUAAAAAGGCUUACACAGAAAGAACUUUAGGAAUGUUGAUACUUAGUGAAGUCUCUUGAGUUAUAGUGUGACUUAAGUUAUGAAUUUCUUAAAUGCACUGCACUAUAAGGGACUACUUACAGUGGUAUAUUCUGAGUUUAAAUAGGAUAACAGUUUUGCUUGAAAUUAAAUUAAUAACGAAGGGCCACUAACUAGCUUAUCCAUGACCAAUACUGUUAUAAAAUGCAAACGCUUUGCUAAAUGUAUUUUACAAAACCACAGUGGCAUGGAGGAAAGAGAUGGUGAACAUUUCAAAAAUGCUGUCACAUCACUGUAAUGUUUACUUUUAUUCUGAACCUGGAUCAUCUUACUGAUAAUGUUUUUUUUU
Molecule: messenger RNA, 2988 nt
Organism: Eublepharis macularius
Lineage: Eukaryota; Metazoa; Chordata; Lepidosauria; Squamata; Eublepharidae
Gene: UBA5
Product: ubiquitin like modifier activating enzyme 5
Exons: 12
Coding region: 102-1307 (401 amino acids)
Biological process (GO): protein ufmylation
Cellular component (GO): cytoplasm; cytosol
Molecular function (GO): UFM1 activating enzyme activity
Source: RefSeq, a predicted model, not a curated record